UAGGUCACGUGAUGGGUUCCCUGCGUAUCAGGCAACUCUCUUCCCGGAUAUGUGGUGUCAUUGUUGCGUGGCUUAGGCAGUUUACAUCAAAUGCCGCUCAACGAAAUUUCAGUGGAUUGCCACGAAGCUAACGUUCUGUAUGACAGUCUUUAUUGAUAGUUUUUGGCUCAUGUUGAGAAUUGACCGCCAUCUCUCCGCAGAAGACCUGCCCGUGGUGAAACCCUACUGCGAUAAAUGCGGCAGGAAUAACCCUGAACGUUGGCUGCCUCGCUUGCCGUACAACAUGCUGUUCGUGGUAGGCGGCUGGAGCAUGGGGCAGCCGCUGUCUGCCAUCGAAGCCUUCGACCCCUGCGCCGACCGGUGGGUUCACCACAAGAACGAGUCCAUCUUCGAGCCAAGAGCCUACCACGCCGUGGCCGUAUACAAGAGGCGCAUUUUCGUGGUGGGCGGAAUGCAAGAGCGGAACUACUUGCGCUCCACCAUCAGCUACGACAUGGACAAGUGCGAGUGGAAGAACGAGUCCUCCAUGAACGUUCCACGCGCCUACGUCGCAUCCGUGACGCUGGGGGAGUUCGUCUACGCAAUAGGCGGACAUACCGGUGUGGAGAGAACGCCUAGCGUGGAGCGCUACUCUCCGCGCACCAGCCAAUGGACCGUGGUGUGUCGCAUGAAUAGGAGACGUAGCGACGCUGCUGCCUGCGCCAUCAAAGGUCGCCUGCUGGUGUGCGGAGGUUUCAACGGCCGCCACUGCCUGGAGAGCAUCGAGGAGUACAUCCCCCAGACGGACACCUGGUCACUCAUUCACUCGCUGCCAUUCGCUCGCUGCAGCCACCGAAUGAUCGUGUUGGGCGCGUACGUCUACGUCAUAGGUGGUUUCGACGGCCGCCGACGUCUCACAUCUGUGGUCCGCAGCCGGACCACAGUUCCACUGAAGUGGCACAGCGUCGCUCACCUGAAGACACCCCGGAGCACCUUCGCCCUCGCACAGCUCGACGACCAGCUGUAUGUCAUCGGUGGCUACAAUGGCAAGACUAUCGUAUCCACCGUAGAGCGCUAUUCACCGCUCGACGGCAGCUGGAGCACAGCCCCGUCGCUGAGUGGGCCCGUGAGCGCCAUGGCGGCUUGCCUCGUGUCGGGUGCGGCCAUUACCAAGAAGCUAUCUGUGCGGGGAACCCUAGAGGUUCGUGACGCAGGCAACGUCGGCUGAACAGGCGCUUCAUCAUCCAUCUGCCAGCAGCGCAUGCUGAGCGCUGGAACGUCUGAC
This is a messenger RNA of Dermacentor silvarum, 1264 nucleotides long. RefSeq names its product kelch-like protein 10. NCBI's taxonomy places the organism in Eukaryota, Metazoa, Arthropoda, Arachnida, Ixodida, Ixodidae. The coding region runs from base 140 to 1207 and encodes 355 amino acids. The record is from RefSeq and is a predicted model, not a curated record. Gene Ontology annotation, molecular function: protein binding. The transcript has 7 exons.